This is a messenger RNA of Volvox carteri f. nagariensis, 2697 nucleotides long. RefSeq names its product splicing factor 3a, subunit 1 (gene spl1). The record is from RefSeq and is a predicted model, not a curated record. NCBI's taxonomy places the organism in Eukaryota, Viridiplantae, Chlorophyta, Chlorophyceae, Chlamydomonadales, Volvocaceae. Bases 1 to 2697 code for a protein of 898 amino acids. The transcript has 13 exons. Gene Ontology annotation, cellular component: catalytic step 2 spliceosome; U2 snRNP; U2-type prespliceosome. Gene Ontology annotation, molecular function: RNA binding; protein binding. Gene Ontology annotation, biological process: mRNA cis splicing, via spliceosome; regulation of alternative mRNA splicing, via spliceosome.
AUGGAGACCGAAGUCGAGAAUGCAGGAGCUAUUGUGCCGGCGGGAGAGGCGAGGACAGUGCCCCCAUCCACGGACAUUGUCGUUGCUGGCGGAGUUGGCAGCGGGUCCUCGACUUACAUUCCGGAUAUUGAGGGGCUGAAGAAGGUCAUUACGCAUACGAGGGCUGUCGGUGUAAUUCUCCCGCCGCCAGAUAUCCGCGCGAUUAUUGACAAGACAGCUCAGUUCGUCGCUAAAAACGGCGUGGAGUUCGAGAAGCGUAUCCUUUCAAACGAAAAAAAUAAUGUUAAGUUCAAUUUCCUGGUGGCCACGGACCCCUACCACGCCUACUACAAACUUCGGAUCAAGGACUUCUCCGCGGAGGACGGCCAGGCGCCCAAGGACCAAGCGCCAGGCGCGCCCGUCCCCGUAGCACCCGUGGUGCCUGCAAUCCCCGCAGCGCCAGUUAGCGUCGUCCCCAAAGCCACGGUCAAACCACUGGAGAAGCCUGAGGACGAGCUCUAUACGGCAGGCGAGUUUGUGCCCGUGUUUCCAACACGUCUUCAAAAGGUGCACGUGCCCGAGGGCCUUACCACCCAGGACCUGGACAUCAUCAAGCUCACGGCCCAGUUCGUGGCGCGAAACGGCAAGAGCUUCCUAGCGGGUCUCUCCAGCCGGGAGCAUACGAACCCACAGGCUUUGACGGAACCCCUCCCCGCACUGUUCAACUUUCUGAAGCCCACCCACAGCCUUUUUGCGUUCUUCACCGCCUUAGCGGAUGCGUACAGCCGGGUGAUGAUGCCGGAGAAGGGCCUCAAAGAGCGGCUGGCCAAGGACUCGUCGGACAGGGCCGCGGUGUUGGACCGGGCGCUGCGGCGGCUGGAGUGGGAGCGGCACAAGGAGAAGGAGGCGCAGGAUGCGGCUGACGAAGCGGAGCGAGAACGACAGGCCGUCCAGGCCAUCGACUGGCACGACUUCGUGGUGGUGGAGACCAUCACUUUCGAAGACGACGAGGAUCUGGAGCUGCCACCUCCGCUGACGCUUCGGGACGUGAUUGCCAUGAACAAAAGUCGCGAAGCGCUGGAGGCUCUCAAUCUGCAGCAGCAGGAGGCGGCGACGGCCGAAGGCAUCAAGGAAGCGGAUAUGGAGAUGGACGAGGAGGAGAGGGCGAUGGUGGCGGAAGCAGCCGCGCAGGAAGCGCGUGCUGCCGCUGCGGCCGCCGCCAACGGCGGUGUUCCGCCGCCGCCGGAAGGCGCCGACGGUGGCGCCGCACCAGCCGCGGCCGCUGCCAACGCCGCUCCGGAACCGGCCUCUGAGGACGCCGAUGCCGCGAUGGACAUGGAGGAAGAGGAGGAGGAGGAGGAAGCGCCUAUCAAGGUUGUUAAGAACUACACUCGCCAGGCGGUGCGGACGCAUGCCGGCAGGUCCUACGACCCCACCAAGUUUGUCGUGUCGCCCAUCACAGGCGAGCUCAUUCCCAUUGAGGAGAUGGCCGAGCACAUGCGCAUCAGUCUCAUUGACCCCCGCUGGAGGGAGCAGCGAGACGUCAUGCUCUCGAAGAUCAGGGAAACCACCAAGGCAACGGAUGACGAGAUCACUCGCAACCUCGUGGGGCUCGCGGUGUCGCGACCCGAUAUCUUUGGAUCCACAGAGGAAGAACUACAGCAGGCGGUGCGCGAGGAGAUCAAAGACAAGAUGAUGUCUGGAGUGGGACGGCCUGUGGCCUGGGACGGAGCCACGCAAGGCGGCGAGGCGCUACAAAACCAGAUUCGCGCCAUCGCAGAUAGCAGGGCGGAGACGGCGGAGCGCAACGCCGGUGCCGGCGCCGGCGCAGCGGGUUCAGGAACCGGGCCCUCUAUCCCGCAAGCCGUAACGCUAGGCCCCGCCGCACGGCCCGGUGGCGGCGGCGGGCUGGGAGCGCUUCCGCCGCCGCCGCCGCAGGGGGCCAUGGGCAUGCAAGGUGGCAUGAUGCGGCCUCCGAUGAUGGGAGGGCCCAUGGGCAUGGGCAUGGGCAUGGGAGGCGCCAUGGGGGGUCCUAUGGGCAUGAUGCGGCCACCGAUGGGCAUGAUGGGAGGGCCCAUGGGCAUGGGCAUGGGGGGCCCGAUGGGCAUGCGCCCACCGGGCAUGGGAAUGGGCAUGGGGAUGGGCAUGGGGAUGGGAAUGGGCGGACCGAUGGGGAUGGGCGGCCCCAUGGGAAUGGGCGGGCCGAUGGGGAUGGGGAUGGGCAUGCAGAGGCCGCAGGGUAUGGCUGGCGGAGCCGCCGGAACUGGCGCCGGCGGACCGCCACCGCCGCCGCCGCCUUCUUCAGCGACACCGGCUGCGCCGCCUCUGCCGCGCGAGGCGCCGCCAUUGCCGGCUGAGGAUCAGCCCGAUGCGAAACGCGCCCGCGUCGCUGGUGAUUUCGUUCUUCAGCCGGAGGAGGAGUUCCUGGCUCGUUUCCCUGGGCCCAGCCGCGUCAAGGUGCUGUGUCCAGAGGUCGAGGGCAACGAGAAGCUCAUCGGGCAGCUGCUGGAAGUGGAGGUAGCGUCGCUGUCAGAUUCCGUGGCGGAGUUCAAGGGGCGGCUGGCGGCCGUGCUGGACCUGCCCGCCAACAAACAGAAGCUCGCGCGCGACGGCGUGGGCUUCAUGCGCGACGAGUUGUCGCUCGCACAUUACAAUGUGUCGCCGGAUGUGGUCCUGAACCUGGGUCUCAAGGAACGUGGUGGCGCGCGCAAGAAGUAG